AUUCUGGCUCUCACCAGCAUGCAUAACUUGACAUUUUAAAAAAAGACUCGGAACAAACCAUAACCCCAUUGACUAGACUCGUUGUGCCCACUUCAAGGACCGUCCAUCGCGUGCUCAGAUACAUAAACACUCAUAUACAUAUUCAUAUACAUAUUAUUAGCAACGUCCCCGCCUCGUCCACUUCCCCAGACUCCACAAUGGCCGUCGAGACGUCGAUAAACGCAGAGCAACCCAAGCCCAAGGACCUGGAAAUUGCGGAGAAGCGGCCUUCCGUUCCCGGCAGCAUCGACGGGGACCUCAAGGCCGGCCAGGUUGAGCUUCUUGACGAGGCCGAGAUUUUCUUGCAACAAAAUGGCAUCUCUCAUGCUCAGAUGCGCGAGCUCUUUGAAGAUGAAGAUGCGAAGAAGAAGUUGGUUCGCAAGAUCGACCUUACGCUGCUGCCCCUCCUCAUGGGAACAUACCUGCUGCAGUACAUCGACAAGCAGGCCCUGAGCUACGGCGCCGUCUUCGACCUCUUCGAGACGACCAACACGACGCAGAGCCAGUACUCGUGGCUCGCGAGCAUCUUCUACUUCGCCUACCUCGUCGCCGAGUGGCCCGCCAGCUACCUGGCCCAGCACUUCCCCACCGGCACCGUCGUUAGCGUCUUCGUCGUCUCGUGGGGCACCGUCCUGACCUGCACCGCCGCCUCCCACAGCUUCGCCGGCCUGGCCGUCUGCCGCUUCCUGCUCGGCGCCUUCGAGGCCGUCAUCACGCCGUGCUUCAUGAUGAUCGUCAGCAUGUGGUACACCCGGGCCGAGGCGCCCAUGCGCGCCGGGUCCUUCUACUGCUUCAAUGGUUUCGGGUCUAUGAUUGGCGGCAUCCUGUUCUACGGCGUCGGCCAGGCCGACGGCUGGGACGUCUGGCGCAUCAUCUUCGUCAUGUGCGGCGGCCUCACCAUCGCCUGGGGCGUCGUCCUCUUCUUCUACCUGCCCAACAACAUCAUGACGGCAAAGCGGUACACCGUCGAGGAGAAGGCGUUGCUCAUCGCGCGCAGCCAGAGCAACAACACUGGCGUCUUCAGCCGCAAGAUCAAGCCGGCCCAGAUCAAGGAGGCUUUCCGGGACCCCCAGAUCUGGCUCCUCUUCUUCUACACCCUCCUUAAUGAGAUCGUCAACGGGGGUAUUGCCAACUUUGGCAAGCUUAUCGUCAAGGGGUUCACCAAGGACGCUCUUCUCACGACCGCGUACGGCAUCCCCUACGGCGCUUGGGUCGCCUUCUUCAUCUUCACGGGGCCCCUCUGCGCCUCCAAGUUCAAGAACUUCCGCACAAUCGUCAUGAUGACCUGGGUUCUUCCGACGCUCGUUGCCGUGUCGCUGUUCCUGAAGCUGGAUAGGUCAAACAAGAACGGCUUGCUGAUGGCCUACUACAUCAGUCCCUCGUUCGUCGGCGCGCUCGUCGUCGCGCUACAGAUGCCGGCCGCUAACGUUGCAGGCUACACUAAGCGCGUGACCUCGACCGCCUUCGUCUUCCUCGCCUACUGCGUCGGCAACAUCAUCGGACCGCAGGCGUUCCUCGCGUCGGAGGCGCCCAUUUACGGCACUGGGUGCAAGGUCAUCAUGGGCUGCACCGCCGGCCAGGUCGUCUUGGCGAUCUCCAUCAGGAUUCUCCUGAAGCGGAGGAACAAGCAGAGGGAUGCGGAGGCCGAGGCUUCUGGGCAAGAUGAGAAUGACGAAGUGUUGAUGGACUUGACGGACUUUGAGAACAGGAAGUUCCGGUACUCCUACUAAACAAGGAUUGUUAUGAGGUAGUCGGUCGUGGUUGUCUGUGAGAAUUAGGAGUUUGGGUAAUAACCAUGUGGCGGUCCUCAUCUGGGAGAUGAGAGUACCACUGGUUGGGCAUGUUCGUCAUACAUUGGAUGGGGCUAAUAGUUUGAAGGUUAUCGAAUCUUUUUCACUGAUAGUACUCACAUGAUCCUGCCAAGAGUUUAUAGGUCGUAGCCAGACCCGAGUGC
Molecule: messenger RNA, 1993 nt
Organism: Colletotrichum destructivum
Lineage: Eukaryota; Fungi; Ascomycota; Sordariomycetes; Glomerellales; Glomerellaceae
Product: Putative major facilitator superfamily, MFS transporter superfamily
Exons: 3
Coding region: 198-1769 (523 amino acids)
Biological process (GO): transmembrane transport
Cellular component (GO): membrane
Molecular function (GO): transmembrane transporter activity
Source: RefSeq, a predicted model, not a curated record